CGUAAACGUGUUACCGGAAAAAAAAAAAAUAAAUAAAUUAAAACAAAAUAAGUAAAACAAAAAAGAAAAAAAAUAAUUACGAAUUAACGAGUUAACGAAACAAUAAUUUAGUGACUUAACGAUUUAUCGAGUAGCUAAACCAAGCGCUAUAUAUCGUAAAAGUAAGUCCCGUUCGGCCGAAAUACCAAACUCAAAAGUUUUCGCGGCAUCUGUGAGUGAUUCUCCAACCUCCGCGGGGAUACCUACACUUUAUUGUGCCUCUUUCGAAAUCUGCGUAGGAACGGCAUUUUCAGUUGGAAAGUUUUUUCGCAAUUCUGCUACAUCGUGCUGAACGAAGAAAAACAAAAUGGCGGAACAAUUCACAAUUCGUGUGAAGAAAUAUAUGAGCAACCCCCUGCUGCAAAGGAAGCAGUUCGCCCUGGAAAUACUACAUCCCAAUAAGGGCUCAGUGUCGAAGAAGGACGUAAAAGAGAAGUUAGCAAAAAUGUACAAGCUGAACAAUGUUAACACAAUUGUACUGUUCGGAUUUAAAUCCCUAUUCGGAGGUGGAAGAACCAAGGGGUUUGGCCUGAUUUACAACAGCGUGGAUUCUGUUAAAAAAUUUGAAAAGAAAUACAGACAAAUUAGGGAAGGGUUAAUAACCAAGGAGAACAAACCAGGACGAAGGGCUGCCAAGGAAUUGAAAAACCGAAGAAAGAAGGUACGUGGCACGGCCAAGACAAAGGUUUCAGGAGCGAAGAAAAAGUAAACGGAUCUGCCCCCUCACUUUUGCGUAUUCGUACUUGCAAAGUUUUGUGUUUCGUUUCGAUAAAGUUACACAGUCGGAUGUUUAUGAUUUUUAUUUUAUCUCCCUGUAAUGGCCUUUUUUUUUUUUUUUUUUUUCCCACUCCACACUUCUUUUUUCUGCCCUCUGCUUUGCCACUAACGUUAACCAUUACAUGCUAACUUACU
Molecule: messenger RNA, 951 nt
Organism: Plasmodium coatneyi
Lineage: Eukaryota; Apicomplexa; Aconoidasida; Haemosporida; Plasmodiidae
Product: 40S ribosomal protein S24
Exons: 2
Coding region: 347-748 (133 amino acids)
Biological process (GO): translation
Cellular component (GO): ribosome
Molecular function (GO): structural constituent of ribosome
Source: RefSeq, a predicted model, not a curated record